Molecule: messenger RNA, 2350 nt
Organism: Hydra vulgaris (swiftwater hydra)
Lineage: Eukaryota; Metazoa; Cnidaria; Hydrozoa; Anthoathecata; Hydridae
Product: SEC14-like protein 5
Cellular component (GO): cytoplasm
Source: RefSeq, a predicted model, not a curated record
UAUUAUUUUGUAUUUAGAUUAAACUUAUUUAACUCACUUAUCUAUGCCGAAACUUAUGCUUUGUUAACCAUUAAAGAUGGUGCAAGAAUAUACAUCACCAGUUCGUGUCUAUGAAUUCCCUUUUGAAAUGGUGAUGGAGGCAUAUGAAAAGCGUUUUCCUACAUGUAAAAUGAUACCUGCAUUUCUUGGAAGUGAUAUUACCUAUGAUUAUAAAAGUGAUGAUGGUGCAAUUCAUAUUGUUGAACGUAGAUGCAGAUUAAAUGUAGAUGCUCCAUAUCUUAUCAGAAAAAUGGCUGGAGUUGACCAUGCAAUUUUUAUUCAACGUAACAGCUUGAAUAGACUAAAUCGGACACUAAAAAUUGAAGCAUGGAACGAAAGUUUUUCCAGUAGACUAAUUAUUAAGGAGCACUGUUAUUAUUCUGUCCAUCCAAAUAAUCCAAAUUGGACUUUGUUUGAACAAGAUGCAAGUUUAGAUGUGGUUAGUUUUUUUGGUUUCGAAGUUGCUGUGGAAAAACUAGCUAUAAAGGCUUAUACAAGCAACCUUAAAAAGGGAAAAGAAAUUAUCAUGUAUUACAUAAAUGAGUUAAUCGCAGAAGGAAAGACAUCUUUUCCAUUAUUUCAAGAUUCAGAGGGUCGUCCACGUUCAGUCAGCUAUUUAGAAAAACAGAAUAAAGAUGUUGCUAGGAGAGAUUCAAAUCAAGAAACCCAAGCUGAAAAUGGAGAAACUAAAAAAGUUGAAAGCAAUGAUAACAUUGAUAAACCCACUAAAGAGAUUGAUGCAGAUGAUUUAGUAGAAGAUGAAAUUUCAAAAAAUCCUGUUAAUAUUGAAAAAGUUGUUGAUCCGCCACCUGUUCAAGAAUUUAAGUUGGAUGAAGCUUAUAUUGCCAGAUACCUUGGCAACUUAUCAAUGAAAGAAGAGAAUCAUUUAAUGCAAUUGCGGCGACGCUUUCAAGUUGCACACGUAGGAAAGAUGCCAAGUGAGGCUGUCAUGUUACGUUUUUUACGUGCAAGAGAUGUUAAUCUAGACAAAGCAUUUGAAAUGUUAAAAAAUUCUCUUCAUUGGAGGCGAACCCAUCAUGUAGAUACCAUUCUAGAUACAUGGAAACCACCUGAUCAGUUACUGGAAUACUAUCCUGGUGGAUGGCAUUACAAUGAUAAAGAAGGACGUCCUGUUUAUAUUGUUCGUUUGGGAACUAUGGACUUUAAAGGAUUGUUGAAAACUGUUGGUGAAGAUGGGUUUGUCAAACAUGUUGUAUCCAUAAAUGAAGAAGGAUUAAAAAAGUGUCGUGAAGCAACAGAAAUUUAUGCCAAACCAAUUACUAAUUGGACUUUAAUCAUUGACUUGGAGGGAUUAAGUAUGAGACAUCUAUGGAGACCAGGAGUGAGAGCUGUACUCAGAAUUAUUGAAGUCGUUCAGGCCAAUUAUCCUGAAACAAUGAGCAGGCUCUUGAUUAUUCGAGCUCCAAAAGUUUUUGUUGUUCUGUGGACUUUACUGUAUCCAUUUAUUGACGAGAAUUCAAGGAAGAAAUUUCUUAUUUAUACUGGAGAUGAUUAUCAGGGCCCUGGUGGUUUAGAAGAUUAUUUGAUGAAAGAAUACAUACCUAAUUUUCUUGGAGGACCGUGUGAGUGCCAUUUACCUGUUGGAAAAGUUGUCCCAAAAAGUUUUUACAAAUUUGAACCCACUGGGGAAUCGAAUUGGAUGGAAACAGAUUUGUAUCAUACUGGUCAGGUUGUCAAAGGUACACCACAUGAGGUUAUUAUAACUGUGACUGAAGCAGAGUGCGUCAUUACAUGGGAUUUUGAUGUCAUUGAAGGAGACUGUGUAUUUCAGUUGUUACGUCAUAAGCGUCCUCGUGAAGCAACUAAUUUGACUUCGUGUCUCGGUGACACAAGUAUUACAAAACAAAGUAUUCGACCGGGGAUAGAUGCGCAAGUUGUUGAGAGACCAAUAACAUGUGCUCAAGGAGAUUCUCUGCAGGGAACUCACAUUUGCCAGCAGGCUGGCGUUUACAUUCUUCAAUGGAAAUAUUCAAAUGCAAUUACUAAUGUACGUCAAACAGUAAAAGCUCAGAAUAAAUCAAAAAUAAUGUACUAUUAUGAGGUUUUACCAUCGAAAGAUUACAAAGGAUCGAUGUCGAGUUUAAGUUCCAAUCAAAGUCGUUUCUCACAGCUAUCUAUUUUGACUGGGACAAUAUCGAACGGCAUGACCAAUAGCUCUAGUGCCAGUAACUCUUCAUGUUAGCGUUUGGUGUUGUAAGCACACAAUUUCGGAAGAAACGUCUCAAAAGAUUAUCCUAAUCUUUGAUUAAAACAAAUCAAAAUAUCAAUUUUGUGUUGAUAUUUGGUGAAA